Molecule: messenger RNA, 243 nt
Organism: Dentiscutata erythropus
Lineage: Eukaryota; Fungi; Glomeromycota; Glomeromycetes; Diversisporales; Gigasporaceae
Source: the annotation of a GenBank genome assembly
UACAGAGGAGCUUCAAAGACUAGCUCAUCAACAACCGGUUCAUCUAACUCAACAACAUCCUCAAACAUCCCAGCACCGAACUUUACGUUUCCAACAAAUGCACAGAAUAUUUCGACGGCUAAUGAUCCGGAAUUUAUUAGACGUUUUCAGCAACUUAUGCAACCCGCAAAUAUCCGUGCUUUACUUGCUACUGGGGGUGAUGUCAAUUCUGCCAUUGAAUUCCUGUUGGCUCAUCGAAGUUGA